AUGCUGACGGUGGCGGCGGAGUUCAUGCCUCACCACACCCUGGAGUGGAUAGACGACCCGCUCGCCAUGGAUGGACGUCGUCUGCACUUCACUGGCGCCAUGGCAAAAAUUAUCGAAUAUCUUUCUUUGGGAGUUAACUUUACGUACAGGUAUGUGCUGUCUUCCGACAGAACUUUCGGCACUAAGUUUCAUGACGGGUCCUGGACUGGCAUGAUGGGAAUGGUCGUGAGGGAAGAGGUACAUUUCGCUGCAGGACCUUUCAUGUUAUCACCUGAGCGGGCAGCAGCCGGUGAUUAUACCGUAGCGGUGUGGAAUGGAGACGUGAGGAUAGUAAGCGGACUGGGAGGACUGAAGAUAGACCCGUGGAGCUUUCUGUUGCCUCUCACGCCCUUCGUGCUGGCAGGUGGCCUGACUACACUGCUAGGGGUGACAGUUGUAAUGCAAGUGCUCUCCUCUUGUUUGCCUGGCAAGGCGCUAUGCUUCAGCCCUGUCCGCGUUCUCUUGCAGCAAGAAGCAGCAGUGCAUGAUGAAAACUACUGCCUCCCUCACGGUGCAGACGUGGAGUGGCCCGGGCAGUGGUGGUGGUGGGAGCGUCUGGUGCUAGGGCUGUGGAUGCUGACCACGCUGGUGCUAACCAAGAGCUACGCCGGCAACCUCAUGUCACUGCUGGCCGUGAGAUACGUGCCGCAGCCCUUCCAGACACCAAGAGACGUUCUUGACGAUCCUCACAUCACCAUGAUAUGGCAGAAGUAUUCCAAGAAUGAACAUUUUCUUAGAACUGCAGAGUCCGGUGUCUUUCGCGAGGUAGCCGAACUGGAGGAGAAAGGUCGCCUCAAGUUUCUGACCCAGGCACAGUUCCCAGAAAGCCUCGACACCCUGGUGAGGGCCGGGCACCAUGUACUCAUCGACAUUGAAAACGCAAUCAGAAGCUUGGUAGCUUUAGAUUUCUCCAGCAAAGUUAAUACAGACACAAUGCUGAGGCCGGAUAAUGAGGCGGAGCGAUUCAGUAGUGACAACCAGGUGAUGUCUCUCACGGAGUCAGGACUCCUCAAGUACUGGGCACAAGACGUACCUAACUUCACUCGGUGCAAUAAUGUGCCCAAGACAGUGGCGUUCUCCACCACUCUCUCGUUUAGUAACCUAUGGGGAGUGUUUGUGUUGCUGGCCGGUGGGCUUACUGCCGGUCUGGUGGUCUGGUGUCUUGAGCUGCUCACCAGGCUCACCAAGAAGUCCUAUUAG
Messenger RNA from Portunus trituberculatus (swimming crab), 1239 nucleotides. RefSeq names its product glutamate receptor ionotropic, delta-1-like. The record is from RefSeq and is a predicted model, not a curated record. Bases 1 to 1239 code for a protein of 412 amino acids. Gene Ontology annotation, cellular component: membrane. Gene Ontology annotation, biological process: monoatomic ion transport. The transcript is spliced from 8 exons. NCBI's taxonomy places the organism in Eukaryota, Metazoa, Arthropoda, Malacostraca, Decapoda, Portunidae. Gene Ontology annotation, molecular function: glutamate-gated receptor activity.